This is a messenger RNA of Lytechinus pictus (painted urchin), 1878 nucleotides long. RefSeq lists its product as uncharacterized. The transcript has a single exon. Gene Ontology annotation, biological process: DNA integration. Gene Ontology annotation, molecular function: nucleic acid binding. The coding region runs from base 1 to 1878 and encodes 625 amino acids. The record is from RefSeq and is a predicted model, not a curated record. Lineage: Eukaryota; Metazoa; Echinodermata; Echinoidea; Temnopleuroida; Toxopneustidae.
AUGGAAUUGCCCAUAUGGUGCUGGACAGAAGUACAACAGAGAUCUUUCAAACAGAUCAAAGAGAUGCUGAUCUCAACAGAAGUCUUGGCUCAUUAUGAUCCUGAACUACCAACAGUCAUUGCAGCAGAUGCAUCCUGUGCCGGAAUUGGUGCAAUCCUGUAUCAAGUGCAGAGAGAUGGAAAACGUAGACCAGUGUGUUAUGCAUCUCGAUCACUGACAGAGACUGAGCAGAGGUAUGCUGUGAUCGAAAAGGAAGCACUGGCAGCUACUUGGGCAUGCGAGAGAUUCUCUGAGUAUGUCCUGGGUCUUCACUUCGAAGUAGAAACCGACCACAAGCCAUUGGUCACACUUCUGAACUCGAAGGAACUUGCCAAAAUGCCUCCGCGUCUCCAACGCUUCAGAAUGAGAAUGAUGAGAUUUGACGCAAAGACUCUGUAUGUUCCUGGAAAACAGCAGACUUCGGCUGACACCUUGUCACGAGCGCCAGUAGAGAGGCCAGGAAGGAAUGAUGUCAGUUUCAUAGAGGAGGUUGAAUCCUAUGCGUCAACAUCAACCAUCAACCUACCAGUUACAGUGAAAAGACUAGAUGAAAUCAGAAAAGCACAAAAAGCAGAUGAAGUAUGUGCAAAAGUCAGGGACUACUGUAUCAAGGGAUGGCCAGAAUAUAUGCCACACAACCCUAUCCUGAAGAACUACUUUGAGCAGAGAGGACACUUGAGUGUGGUAGAUGACUUGCUAAUCUAUGAUGAAAGAUUGGUGAUUCCAAGAGCUCUGAGACUUGAUAUCCUUGAGAGGCUACAUCAAGGACAUCUAGGAAUAACCAAAUGCAGAGGAAGAGCCAGAGAAUCAGUGUGGUGGCCAGGUCUAUCAACAUCAUUGGAGGAAAUGAUUUCAAACUGUACAACCUGUGCUAUCCAUCGACCACAAGUCCAAGAGCCUUUGAUGACCUCGUCCUUCCCUUCAAGGCCAUGGGAACGUCUUGGAAUGGACUUGUUCGAACACAAAGGAAAAACAUUCCUGAUAGUCGUUGACUACUACUCAAGGUGGAUUGACAUCAAACAACUGCAAGGUCAGACAACAGCAGCAGUGAUUUCUUCCCUGAAAGAGAUCUUUGCAACACAUGGGAUUCCAGACCUUGUAGUAUCAGACAAUGGCCCACAAUUUGCCAAUGAGAACUUCAGAAAGCUUGCUGAAGAGUAUGGAUUUGUCCAUACUACCAGUUCUCCAAGGUACCCACAGGCAAAUGGUGAGGCAGAACGAGGAGUUCGCACUGUCAAGGCAUUGCUGAAAAAGAACCAUGACAUCAACCUAGCCCUUCUCAGCUACCGAGUGUCUCCACUCCAAAAUGGGCUAGCUCCAUCAGAACUUCUCAUGGGCAGGAGAUUGAAAACUCAGGUUCCUGUGUUACCACACACGCUCCUGCCACAACUACAACAGCAGGACCUGAAAUCUGUGAGAGAGAAAGAGGAGAAGUACCGGUCAGAUCAGAUGAUGACCUACAACAGACGUCAUGACUCACGUGAGCUUCCAGAGCUACAGCCAGGAGAUCUGGUUUGGAUCCGUGAUCAGUCUCGCUAUGGGAGAGUUAUCCAGAAAGCAAUACAACCAAGAUCCUACCAUGUCCAGACAGAGCAUGGUACAAUACGUCGCAAUCGGAAGGCACUGAUUUCCAUUCAGGACCAGGCAAAGACGACAGUGCCAGAUCCUUCCAGUGACGUGCCAACCAGCCCUGAUGAUCCUGAUGGUGAGCCAGAUACCCUGCAGCCUACCCAGCAGACUGGCCCGAGUCAGCAAGGUGCAUCACCAACAAGAGGUAUGACGGAAACACGAACAAGAUCCGGACGACUUGUAAAACCGCCCAACAGACUGUCUCUUUAA